AUGAUGAACGUCCUCCGGUCUAUGUUCGGGGUUUGCAGCAGUUCCGGGGAGAAGGGGGAAGUGCACGAUAUGAUUAAAAAGAUAUUCGGAAGUGAAUUAGUUAUGAAAGAUAAUACGGAUCGGCAUAACCAAAGGACGAAAUAUGUAAGCCAUAUACGAGAUAAUCUACCUAAGAUGCUGGACGCUAAGUUACUCAGUCCUAAGUCGAAAUCGUCAAAGAAACAGCCGCAAGUCGCUAACGAGGGAACAGAGUCAACGGACGAUCGAGCUGGGCGAAUAGGGCCGAAAAUUGUUGUGUUCGAUGCGUCAACAGGCACCGGUCGUCUGGUCCUGGUUGGUGACGAGAGGGUCAGCGUCCAAGGCCUGUCGAGUUUCGCCACCAUCAAGGCAACAGCCUGCGUUUAUGCUGGCAAAUGGAUGUACGAGGUGCAGUUAGGAACGAAGGGUAUUAUGCAGGUGUUUACGAAAGUUUUCUAG
Messenger RNA from Leptosia nina, 477 nucleotides. NCBI's taxonomy places the organism in Eukaryota, Metazoa, Arthropoda, Insecta, Lepidoptera, Pieridae. The record is from the annotation of a GenBank genome assembly.